AUGGCCUUGAAUAAUGAAUUUAACACAACGUUGCCCUUCAUCGGAUCCCACGAGCCCGCCGGAGUCAUCGAAGAGGUAGGCUCGGAGGUUACGGGCUUCCAGCGAGGUGAUAGAGUGGGUUGUAUCAAUUUCGAUAGCGUCUGUGGCAAAUGCGCGGAUUGUAAAGCGGGUCUCCCGAUCUACUGCGAAGCGCCUCUAAUGAAAGGUAUUACGACAGAUGGCGGCUGGGCAGAGUAUAUGGUUGCUAUCUAUGGAGGGAUUGUUCGUGCGGACGUCCCCGAGGGCGGGUCGAUUGGGAUUGUUGGGAUCGGUGGAUUGGACCAUCUUGGGACACAGGUUGCGAAGUGCAUGGGCUACAAGGUGGCGGCAAUCGACGUGAAGCAGUCCGCUCUAGAUGCAGUAGCAUCUUAUGAGCAUAGCCCCGACGUUUUGAUUCUGGCUACGGAUCCAGUUGAGAAGUCCCUGGACAAGAUCAACGGGAUGAUUUCCUCGGAUUACCCCGGGCUGGAUGCCACCGUGCUUGCGACGGAUCAUCCAGCUGCGUUUGAGCUGGCGGCGGCUCUGACCAGGAAACAUGGAACCAUGGUGCUUUUGGGUCAGCCUGAGAAGGGGAUUACCAUGUCUUAUCAGACGGUCAUCUAUAAGGAUAUCAAGCUGGUUGGCUCUUUGGUGGCUGAUACUGCGCAGGCGCAGGAGCUGGUCGAGUUGUUCCAUCGGAAUAGGCUUCAUGUUGAGAUCACGGAGUGGAAGAUGGAGGAAGCUGAGCAGAUGAGGCAGUGCCGCGGCGAUCGGCAUUGGCUCGGCAUCUCCGCCCAGUCACAAAAAAGGGCUGUCACAAAACAUCCGUCGGCUCUUUUCCUUUCUCUUCUCCAUACAACCCCUUUGCUCGGUUUAUUCAAUUCUCAGACCUCUCGUCGGAAACGAUUACGGGCCGACUACAAUCGCCUACGCAUUCCCUCCCAAGUCAUCACUGCUUCUCUUCCCCUCCCCCGCCUUUUCGGAAUCAUGUCCACCCCAUCGGCCUCGCCCGUUAAUGCGGGUGAUCCCCAACAGAACGAGUCUGCGCCCGUUACCACUUCAGCAGAAAAUGUAAACACGGCGGCGGCGACGACGACCGCAGCGGCUGUCCCAGAAACCCCGGCACAAUCUGCAGACAAGCCACAAGCGCAGCCUCAGCAACCAAAACAAGCAAUUGAUGAUGAUGACGACGAUGAAUCGGACCUGGAUGAAUUGGACGAUAUGGCGAGCAUGAUGGGCCACGCUGCUAAGGAAUCUGGGGCAUCUGACGACAAGGGUUUCGAAGACACCAUCAACCAGGGCGCGGACGCCUUCACGAAGCAACUGGAGGAGAGCGGGAUUCCGCCCGGUGACUUCCUCAAGCAGCUUUUGGCGGAUGUGAUGGCUGAAGAAGAGGGUGGGGAUGCUAGCGCUGGAGCUGCUGCUGCGCCAUCGACUGGAAGUGCUGGGUCUUCGUCUGGUGGGGCUGGAGCUGGAGCACCGCCUGAGUCGUUCAAUGAUGCUAUUCAGCAGACGAUGAAUCGUAUGAAGGAUUCCGGAGAUAAAGCUACGGCUGCAGCGUCAGAAGAUGAUGGGGAUGAUAUGUUGGCGAAUCUGAUUAAGGCUCUUCAGACGACCGGCUUAGAUCCUGAUGAGGAAGACGGCGGUCUGAUGAAUGUGGUUGCGGCGAUGAUGGAGCAGCUGUCGAACAAAGAAAUGCUGUAUGAACCGAUGAAGGAGCUUGAUGCGAAGUUCGGGCCCUGGCUGGUGGAGAACAAGGGCAAGGAGAAGUUCUCCGAUGAGGAAAUGGAGCGGUUUGAGAAGCAGGCGACUAUUGCGUCGCAGAUUGUGGCCAAGUUUGAAGAGCCAGGUUACACAGAUGAAGACGCUAAGUGUCGCGAGUAUGUGUGGGGGAAGAUGCAGGAGAUGCAAGCUGCCGGAAGUCCACCGGAAGAACUCGUCGCGAACCCGUUUGGGCAAGACCUCAAAGGUCCCGGAGGUAUGCCGAUGCCGGAUUGUACCCAGCAAUAA
Molecule: messenger RNA, 2028 nt
Organism: Aspergillus nomiae NRRL 13137
Lineage: Eukaryota; Fungi; Ascomycota; Eurotiomycetes; Eurotiales; Aspergillaceae
Gene: pex19
Product: putative peroxisomal membrane protein receptor Pex19
Exons: 8
Coding region: 1-2028 (675 amino acids)
Cellular component (GO): peroxisome
Source: RefSeq, a predicted model, not a curated record